Molecule: messenger RNA, 477 nt
Organism: Aegilops tauschii subsp. strangulata
Lineage: Eukaryota; Viridiplantae; Streptophyta; Magnoliopsida; Poales; Poaceae
Source: RefSeq, a predicted model, not a curated record
AUGGCCGCCGAGGUGAAGCAGUUCCUCGAUGCCAAUAGGAAGGUCACCGUGCUAGGCGCGGCCGCCGCCGCGAAGCCCAAGGUGGCCAGGAAGGGGUUCCCUGAGAGGGCGGCCUUGGCCAAGAACCCCAUGGGGAAGAAGCUGUUCGAGGUGAUGGAGGCCAAGCAGAGCAACCUGUGCGUCUCCGCGGAUGUUGGGACAGCUAAGGAGCUCCUUGAGCUUGCCGAAAAGGUUGGCUCUGAGAUUUGCAUGCUGAAAACCCAUGUCGAUAUCUUGUCAGAUUUUACACCUGACUUUGGCACCAAUCUUCGCUCGGUAUGCUCUGUGAUGAUGCAAUCUUGUCUUUUAUUUUCAAUGAUAAUAAUGCUUCUCUCUCUCAGAUGGUACCUUUGGAUCUUUGUGUUUACUAGUAAAAUGUCAGUGUCCACAAUAGUCUUCUCAUUUCAUUUGUCAGUAAUCUGAUGUAGCAUCUUCAUG